UGGUCUCUGCGGCUCUUCUUCCGUAUUUACGGUCUUGUGUUUGCCCAUGUGUCCGGAAGUUUCUCUGCUCUUCUUCUGCUUUCUGUCAGUACAUUUUAAAAAAAAAACCUCCAGAGAAGAAGCUGUGGAGUUGUUAAACUUCUGUCGGGCUGGGUGACCCGGUGAACCCCCCGGGACUGAAACAUGGGCCUCCUGGCGAGGAUCCGGAAAGAGUGGUUCAUCAUCGGGAUCGUGUUGGUCAUCUUAUCCGCCAAAGUGCAUCCCAGCGUCGGCGUGAAGGGAGGUCCUUUAAAGCCGGAGAUCACCAUCGCUUACAUCGCCGUCUCGCUCAUUUUCUUCAACAGCGGCCUGUCGCUCAAAUCAGAGGAGCUGACCAGCGCUCUGCUCCACGUGCGGCUCCACCUCCUCGUUCAGACCUUCACCCUCGUCUUCAUCCCGCUCGCCGUGUGGCUGCUGCUGCAAGUGCUCACACUCACCGCCAUCGACCAAUGGCUGCUCAGAGGGUUACAGACGGUGAGCUGCAUGCCCCCUCCGGUCUCGUCUGCAGUCAUCCUCACCAAGGCUGUGGGAGGCAACGAGGCUGCAGCCAUCUUUAACUCGGCGUUCGGGAGCUUCCUGGGAAUCAUCGUGACUCCUGUUCUGCUGCUGCUGUUUCUCGGCUCGUCCUCCUCCGUUCCCUUCUCCUCCAUCUUCUCUCAGCUCUUCAUGACCGUGGUGGUUCCUCUGAUCCUUGGUCAGGUGUGUCGUAGUUUCCUCAGGGAGUACCUGGAGCGGCGGAAACCUCCGUUCGGCGCCGUCAGCAGUGCCGUCCUCCUCAUGAUCAUCUACACCACCUUCUGCGACACCUUCAGUAACCCCGACAUCGAGCUGGACCCCACCAGCCUGCUGCUGGUCGUCCUCAUCAUUUUCUCUCUUCAGCUGAGCUUCAUGCUGCUCACGUUUGCCUUUUCGACCAGGUCGGGCUCAGGAUUCAGCCCCUCAGACACGGUCGCCAUCAUGUUCUGCUCCACACACAAGUCUCUCACUCUGGGUAUCCCCAUGUUGAAGAUCGUGUUUGAGGGUUACGAGCACCUCUCUCUGAUCUCGGUCCCUCUGUUGAUCUACCACCCGGCUCAGAUCCUGCUCGGGUCCGUCCUGGUUCCUACCAUCCGGACCUGGAUGGUGAGCCGGCAGAAGUCUAGUCUGUUGUUGAGAUAGGGCCACACUUCAGCGCUGAGCGGUGAAACUGUCGACUCUUCAGCCCAUCUGACCCGACGGAAAAGAGACUUUUGCUCUCGCUGCUCGUGUGUCGACGCCCGCGGUGUGACGGCUGGACCUCGGCGGAGGGAUAAAGUAGUGCGUGCCUUAUCACAACUCAGACCUCAGUGCGAUGGAGGGAGGGGGGGCGAGGCACUCCAGUCGUCUCGAUGCUUUUCCGUUACAGAGACGGUGAAAAAAAAACUCCAUCGUAUGAAUUCUUUUAUACUUCAAAGAAUGAAAAGUCAAACAUCUAUUUUUAUAUGAAGUAUCUGAACAAUCCUGCAAAACCAAGGAGAGGAAAAAAACCUCGGCGGAGUAUCUGGGACCAGACGUCUUCUUUUUUCAACUUUUCGCACUUGUUUCUACGUUUUCUACUCUUCUUCUUCUUCAGGCACUCACUGCCUGCGAACAUGGACGAUGUUACAUUCACGGCGUAAUCAGGAGGCUGUUACGAUUUUGAGUUUAAAAAAUGUUGCUUUUUUUUUUUAAAUGAACUUUGAGGAAGGGAGUCUUCCUGAAAUAUAACAAACCAAAUACGCAUAUUUACCGCAUCAUGUUUUUACGACAUUCGCUCGGACAAUUUUCCGUUCCGACUGUGUCAAUCAGUAUUUCUGUUCAUUACGCAGCCUUACUAUGUACUAUACUGAUUCACCAGAACCUUCCUUUACGAGGUUUUGUUUAAGGGCUUCCUUGUUACAUUUCAGGCAUGAACUUGCCAAUAGAGUAAAACAGACAGACUGGAAAUCCUCGGUUUUGGGAACAUCUGAUUGAUGUUAUAGAAGAUAGCUUUAGCAUGUUACUUUACCAUUCUUACUUUCUUAAGGGUCACAUAUCCUCCUCCUCUUCAAACAGUGUAAAUAAGUCUCAGAGCUCCUCAAAACAUGUCUGUGCUAUAUAUAUAUUGACGUGUGAGCGGCUGAAAUGUCUUCUAAUGAGCGUUAGAGACAGGAAGCCGUUCAGCCGGAGACGUUCUCUGAGACAGAUGCUCCACUCUGAAGCACUUUGUGAAAUAAAUAAAAACAGCAGAGCGCCAUGGGGCCUGUAAACGGGACUUUCAGGGCGUUCAGAGUUUUCUUUGUGCCUUCGAGGGGCAGAAGUGGAAAAAGGAUGACACUAAAAGUUCAGAGUAGAGAGGAGUAUUUGAAUAAAAACCCAGUUUAGUCCUGUUCAUCUGCUUUGAAUAGGAAAGUGAGUGAUGAGGUCACACACACACACACACACACACACACACGGUACCUUCAGUAUUCCACAUUAUCCUCAAAUGGUUUGACUGAUGAAGGUCUAGUACUGAAACAUUUCCAAUUAAUGUUUUGGCACAUUGUUCUCUUACGCACCCGUCUUAAUGAAAUGGAUGUGCAGAGGUUUUUUAUUACUCUUGCCUUUAAACCGGCCAUAUCAGGUGUUGCUUUGGUCUAGCGGUUGUGUAAGUUCAACUCUUUGGCGACGAUUGUUCUUCAUGCAUCAAACAGUUACCGAACAACGUGAUCAUGCACCUCCAGCUGUUCUUUGGUCCAUCCAUUUCCAGUCCAGUUAUCGUUCAGUUUUCUCUCAUUUUUGUUACUGAUUUUUAUUGACCAACAGAGAAGUGAUUUAUCCCGUUAAGUAAAGAUGAACAUAUCUUUAACAAAUGAUCACUGGAGCUCAUUGUCACCUUUUAAAGCACAAACGUCAUUCCAUUGGUCGCCCAGUUACAGCUGAGUUCACAGUCUGUCUGUUUACAGUGUGAUUGUAGUGUGUUAUGGGAGGAAAGAUAUUGACUGAGAUAUGUAUGGGUCUGUUCUUUAACUUCUUUAUAUUAAAAAAAGAGUUGAAGAAAGUAAA
Messenger RNA from Labrus mixtus (cuckoo wrasse), 3060 nucleotides. It is a transcript of the gene slc10a7, whose product is annotated as solute carrier family 10 member 7. The record is from RefSeq and is a predicted model, not a curated record. NCBI's taxonomy places the organism in Eukaryota, Metazoa, Chordata, Actinopteri, Labriformes, Labridae. The transcript is spliced from 13 exons. Gene Ontology annotation, cellular component: plasma membrane. The coding region runs from base 184 to 1197 and encodes 337 amino acids.